ACCUCCAUAUAUCGCUUGCCCGCAUUCGCCAAGAAUAAGAAGGAGAAAGCGUUCACACCUCAAGUCGCCUCUUUCGGCCCUUUCCACAAUGGUAACCCCAACUUGAAGCGGAUCGAGGACUACAAAAGACAUGUACUUGUGCAUUUCCUCAAUAAGGUUCGCGUUCCGCUGCAAUGUUUUGUGGAUGCAAUUGAAGAAGUCGUGGAGGAGCUGCAGGGGUCCUAUCACGGACUGGAAGAGCAAUGGACGAGGGACAUAGACAAGUUCAUUAAGCUUAUGAUCAUGGAUGGUUGCUUCAUGCUUGAGCUCCUGCGUCUUGACCAAGAAAAUGGUGAUCAGACUUAUCCUGAUCAUGAUCCUAUAUUUACUUUCCAUGGAGCUCACAACAAACUGCCUUAUAUAAAGAGGGACAUGCUCAUGCUUGAGAACCAACUUCCUCUCAAGGUUCUCAAGGUGUUAAUUGAUGUGGAGGCUGGCCAAGCUGGUGCAAGGACGACAGAAAAAUAUAUCAAUCAACUUGUGCUCAAGUUUUAUUGGGGAAAUCCGGAAUGUAAAACAGAAAAACUAGGACUACAUGUGCUAGAUGUAUACCGACAAAAUAUGAUCAAAACUAUUGACACAACCCGUUCAUCAUCAAGUCCACCUAAUGGCCCAAAAAAUGACCAAGAAGGGGUAUUCACAGCAACCAAGCUCCGGGAGCGCGGUGUCCGAUUCAAGAAGAGCAAAACAAACAGAAUUGAGUUCAACACCGCUACUGGUGUCCUCGAACUUCCUUCUAUUAUGAUUGAUGAUUCUGCAGAAUGCACAUUCCUGAACCUGAUGGCCUUCGAACACUUGCACGUCGGAGAAGGAAAUGAGAUAACUACAUACAUUUGCUUCAUGGACGAGCUCAUUGACUCAGCCUUGGACGUGCACCUGCUCAGCGCAAAGGGCAUAAUAGUAAAUGCGGUAGGCAGUGAGGAGGAAGUUGCCGAAAUCUUGAACAGUCUCACAAGGGAAGUUAUUUCAGAUCCAAGGGGAGGAUUUAAAGUUGCUCGGGAAAACCUAAAAGUUUACAGUCAGAAGAAAAGUAACAUGUGGAAGGCCAGUUUGAAGCACACACAUUUCAGCAACCCAUGGUCUGUAACUGCACUUUUUGCUGCCACUCUACUACUUGUUCUCACUAUUAUUCAGACUGUUUACGCUGGGCUGAGCUACCACCACUGAAAAUAAACUUAUAUAUGUUGUCUUUAACAUGUGUGUUUUUUCUUUA
Dioscorea cayenensis subsp. rotundata (Guinea yam) is the source of this 1252-nucleotide messenger RNA. Its product is annotated as UPF0481 protein At3g47200-like. The annotation marks the transcript as partial. The record is from RefSeq and is a predicted model, not a curated record. Lineage: Eukaryota; Viridiplantae; Streptophyta; Magnoliopsida; Dioscoreales; Dioscoreaceae. The transcript is spliced from 2 exons.